AUGGCCGAGAAAGCGAAGCAGCAACAACAGCGCUUCGCGUUCUCGUUUCCCGUAACCGUCGUCGUUGCCGCAAUCGCUUACAUUUACUUCUCCACCGUCUUUGUCUUCAUUGAUCGGUGGCUGGGCCUUUUCUCUUCCCCUGGAAUCGCUAACGCCGCCGUUUUCACCGCCAUCGCUAUCAUGUCUCUCUUUUCUUACCGGGCUGCUAUUUCCACGGAUCCGGGUCGGGUUCCGGCUACCUACACGCCUGAUAUCGAAGAUAACACAACCCCUCUACAUGAGAUCAAACGCAAGGGUGGAGAUUUACGAUUUUGUCAAAAGUGUUCUCACUAUAAGCCUCCCCGUGCACAUCAUUGCCGGGUUUGUAAAAGAUGUGUUCUCCGAAUGGAUCACCAUUGCAUUUGGAUAAAUAACUGCGUCGGUCACGCAAACUACAAGAUCUUCUUCAUUUUUGUCACGCAUGCUGCAAUUGCCUGCAUUUACUCCAUGGUCUUACUUGUUGGUAGUCUAGCUUAUGACGGUUUACCGGAUGACGAGAAUAAUGGUGGCUCUUAUAGAACCGUAUAUGUUGUUUCUAUGAUCUUACUGGCCCCCUUAUCUAUAUCAUUAUGUGUUCUUUUAGGAUGGCAUAUCUAUCUCAUCCUACACAACAAAACCACCAUAGAGUAUUAUGAAGGAGUGAGAGCUUUGUGGCUUCAAGAGAAGGGUGGAAGUAUCUAUAAACAUCCGUAUGACCUCGGCCCGUAUGAGAAUCUGACAACUGUUUUGGGACCAAAUAUCCUCAGCUGGCUGUGGCCAACGGCGAACCAUAUAGGUUCUGGACUUAGGUUCCGCACAGUCUAUGAUGUCACAAAAGGCGCAUCAACAUCCAAAUGA
This is a messenger RNA of Lathyrus sativus (Indian pea), 876 nucleotides long. The record is from the annotation of a GenBank genome assembly. Lineage: Eukaryota; Viridiplantae; Streptophyta; Magnoliopsida; Fabales; Fabaceae.